Molecule: messenger RNA, 2738 nt
Organism: Tachyglossus aculeatus (Australian echidna)
Lineage: Eukaryota; Metazoa; Chordata; Mammalia; Monotremata; Tachyglossidae
Gene: TTC19
Product: tetratricopeptide repeat domain 19
Exons: 10
Coding region: 196-1278 (360 amino acids)
Biological process (GO): mitochondrial respiratory chain complex III assembly
Cellular component (GO): mitochondrial inner membrane
Molecular function (GO): protein binding
Source: RefSeq, a predicted model, not a curated record
CCUCACGUGGCUUUCCCCGACCAGCCAUGGGAGCCCCCUCCCAUUGACCUCGGAGGGAGGCGUGGCCGCCCUUUUCCCGGAAUCCCUGUACACGGGAUCCCUGUAAAUACAGCCUACUAGGAAAAACAUCAAUUCCCAUCCUCCCGGUUUCACGUGGUCCGCCGGUCCUUCCUUCCCCGGGGCAGGAGCGGGAGGAUGAUGGGGACCCUGAGGCGGGGGCUGGGCCUGUUGGUGGCCCGGCGACGACGAUGGAGGAGCUGGUCGGGGCUACCACCGCCGGGCCCCGGGCCUGCCCCGCCGAGGCCCCGGGGCUACAGCCUACUGCCCCUGGCCGCGUUCACGUGGUUCUCCAAACCUGCCACCCAAGAGAAGGAAGAAGAAGAGGAGAAGGAGGGGGCCGACGAAAAACCAAGCGAGCACUCGGACGCGGAGGCCAACAUCAUUUUGAUGCUGAAACGGGCCAAGUUGUACAUCAUGAAAGAGGAGCCAGAAGAGGCUGAGCGGAUUUUGCAUGAGGCCCUUCGUCUUGCUCACCAGUCGGGUAACACGCAGGCCAUCAUCUACACCUAUGACUUGAUGGCUAACUUAGCAUUCCUGAGGGGUCAGCUUGGCAAUGCCGAAAAGCUUUUCAAAGCAGCAAUGAGUUAUCUGCUGGCUGGAGGCAUGAAGCAGGAGGACAAUGCAAUCAUUGAAAUAUCUCUUAAGUUGGCCAGCAUCUAUGCUGCUCAGAACCAACAUGAAUUUGCUCUCCCUGGAUACGAGUUCUGCAUUUCAACUCUAGAGAAAAAAAUUGAGAGAGAGAGGGAAUUAACAGAAGACGACAUACCAGCAGAAGAGAAAGCCAAUACCCACCUCUUGCUGGGCAUGUGCUUAGACUCCUAUGCUCGCUACCUCCUCACCCGCAAGCAGCUGCCCCUGGCCCAAAAGAUGUAUGAAAAAGCUCUGCAGAUUUCCAGGGAUGUACAGGGAGAAAGGCAUCCACAGACGGUAGUGCUGAUGAACGACCUGGCAACUACCCUUGAUGCACAGGGCCAUUAUGAUGAUGCAUAUAAUUAUGUGAAGAGGGCCUCUGAUCUGGCGAAGCAGACAGAGCACCCGGAGAUGCACAUGGUGCUCAGUAACCUGGCUGGAAUCCUGAUGCAUAAAGAGAAAUUUGCACAAGCAAAACGUACCUACCAGGAAGCCCUGAAACAAGCAGAGCUGAAAGGAGAUCUGACUUCUAUCCAGCACAUCAAAGAGGAGCUAGCUGAACUCUCCAGAAGGAGUAAAGGCUCCUGACUCCUAAUUUCAUCAAGGGUAGGUCGUCCUAGGGAAUAAGAACAACAACUUCUAUUGCUAGAGAGGAAGUGGAAGUGACAGAAAUGACAAAAGUCACUCCACCCAACAUGGGAACGAAAUAAGCCAUUUUGGUUCUUUAGACAUAAUGCUGAAACCUUUCCAUUUUCUUUUCCUUAUUUUUACUAAUGCUCAAAUGCACUUCCCCUUUUCCCCCCCUCUCCAAUUUUUUGGGCAAAAGUCCCUGAAGGUAACCUCUUGUAGGUGUUGGGUGCUAAAGCAUAUUUCCCCUAUGAAACAAGUGCAACCUAAAGGAGAAAUAAGAACCAAAUAUUAUAUUACAAGAUUUACAAAAUAAGCCUCCUUCCAAAGGCUUACCUGUUGUGAGAAGCCUCUGACAAUUGACCUCAAAGUGCUAACUGGCUUUUCAGUUCUAGAGUGUAGAAGGGUUUCUAGCAUUUGGGAAGUGAACAUCUGAGCCCAUCACAUAGAUACUGUCAAACCUUUUAGUAUGCUUAUUUUUUAAUUUUCAAAAGUUUAAGAAAUGCAUCUGUUCCAGAUAAUAUCAAUUCCCUGUCUCCUUUCUUUAAACUAGGUCCCUGCCUACUUUUCCUACUGAAAUGGUAUAGAAAGGCCAAUUUGAUCCAGCAAAUUUGUGCUUUCAUAACCUACCUUAGAGAAAUUGAGCUGAAUUCUGCCUCUUGUCGAAGGAACUGGUAAAUAUUUACUUAAUCCAUACGACUACCUCUUCCUCUCACACCAAAUGCUAAUCUCUUUAGUUGUAUUUUGAUUCAUUUUCAAACAGAGCACUGCAUGGACCAGAGAAAUGGUGAAAUGUGGCCCCACAAAUUUAUCAGGUGCUACAGCCAUGCAUGUGCAGAUACCCGGUGGGUUAAUGGGAAUUUCUACCCCAGCACCCCAAACAAUCAUCUGUAGCACCACUCCAAUGACUGUGGACUUGGUUCUUUCAGUCCAGAAGUAAGGGGUCAAUAUGUGUAUAAUUCAAACCCCAUAUGAUUCAGCUCAAGAGUCACCGGCUGAGCUCUGUCCAUUUAGGGCUCUGAUUGUUGGCGCUCCAGCAGAAAACACUGACCUCAGGGUUUAGAAAAAGUAUGUGUGUAUAUGUGAGUUAGGAGUCUCAAAGACGACCCUCCUGUUGAAGGAUCCUAGAGGCUGAAAUCAAACAGUAGGAAAUUUCACCAUCACUGGGAUUUAAUUUACUGCUAUUGUAAUAAAUAAGUUGAUUACUGGCUAUAUAUAAACUAAAGUAAGGUUUGGAUUUAAUUUGUUGAGGUGGUAUGGCUGGCAGGUGGAUGUUAAACUUUAUUUGUCUCUGAAGUGCUGUAAUAUUGUGGCAAUUACCGAAUUGUAGUAUAUAGUCUCCAUGCAGCAAUCUAGUCAUGUGAAUAUAACUUGUAUAGACAAAACUGUAUUGGUUAAAAAAAUAAAUCUGGUAAAUGUGA